Messenger RNA from Fraxinus pennsylvanica, 828 nucleotides. The record is from the annotation of a GenBank genome assembly. NCBI's taxonomy places the organism in Eukaryota, Viridiplantae, Streptophyta, Magnoliopsida, Lamiales, Oleaceae.
AUGGCAUCGGGUUUACCAACGGUGAAUAAGAUCGAGAGGGCGCACCAGAUGUACAGGGAAGGCAAGUGCGAGGAAGCGCUGGAUUUUUAUACGGAGGCGCUUUCUAUGGCCAAGACCAAGCCCCAAAGGGUUGCUCUUCACAGCAAUCGUGCCGCAUGUUAUCUCAAACUCCACGAUUUCAAGAAGGCAUCAGAAGAAUGUACCUCAGUGCUUGAGCUUGACCACAAGCACACAGGAGCAUUGAUGUUGCGUGCCCAAACCCUUGUCACCCUGAAGGAGUACCAUUCAGCACUUUUUGAUGUCAACAGGCUCAUUGAAUUGAACCCAUCAUCAGAAGUGUAUAAAAAUCUUCAAGCCCGUCUGAAGUCACAAUUGUCACUUGCUCCUAUACCCGAAGAUGAAGCGGAACUAGAAGAGGAGGAUGAAUCUGAAUUGGUUGAAAAAGAGGAAGAAGAACAAGGUGGAAAAGAGUUGGAUGAUGGUGAAAGUAAAGAAAAAUAUGUGAUGGAUGCAGCAGCAGCAAGAAAACAAAGAACUGAAAGUGAAAGUGCCAUUCCAACAAUGGAAGAUGUUACCUCCAAAAUUCAGAGCCUGCAAAUACCAUCCGAUCAACAGUCAGGCUGGCAGGCAAUACCAAAACCGAAAGGACACUCUCAUCUUGAUUACUCACGUUGGGACAGAGUUGAAGAUGACUCUAGUGAUGAAGAAGAUGACUCCGAAGAAGAGGAGUCUCAGCCUCAAUACCGUUUUCGUGUUAGAACUGUUGAGGUAAAAGUCCUUGCAGGAUCUUUUGUUAGAAUUCCUGAAGGAGACUGGACAAUACCAUGA